AUGGAGUUGACAGCACUUCUGUUCUCGCUGGCGGCUCUGCCGCUCGCCAUGAGCGAGACGGUCCUUGGCGUAUACAUCUUCUCCCGCCACGGCGACAGGACCCCCAAGGCUCUCGCGCCGGCAAACUUGACCUCCCUUGGAGCUGACGAAGUCUACUCGUCAGGCAACUACUACCGCAGUCGCUAUGUCGACUCCAAUGCCACCUCCCCAAUCUUUGGCCUGAGCAGUGACAUUGCCGUCGCUGGCCAGAUGACCGUGACCGCGCCGGCCGACGCGGUUCUCCAGAACUCGGCUCAGGCGUUCAUGUCAGGCCUCUACCCGCCUGUCGGCGCUCUGUCUACGCAGGCUCUCGCCAAUGACUCUUCUGUUGAGUCCCCACUGGGCGGCUACCAGUACAUCCCCAUCAACACCGUGUCGACUGCUUCUUCCAGUGCCGACUCGGAGAACAGCGCGUGGCUGCAGGGGAACAGCGGCUGCGGGAAUGCCGUCGUCUCAUCCAACAACUACUUCCUCUCUAGCGAGUACACAUCGACUUUCGACGACACCAAGUCGUUCUACAGUGACUUGCUGCCCGUCAUCAACAGCACCUUCGACGCUAAGCAGGCCACCUUCAAGAACGCCUACACCAUCUUUGACUACGUCCAUGUCGCCACCAUCCACAACUCGACGAUCCCCUCGUCGGAUCUUCUGACCAAUGAGACGCUCACACAGCUUCAGCUGCUCGCCAACGCCCACGAGUGGGGCCUGGCUUACAACAGCACCGACACCAUCCGAGCCGUGGCUGGCUCGACCCUUGCUGCACAGAUCGUGCAGCAGCUCAACAGCACCCUGAACAGCAAGAGUGCCCAGCCGUUUGGCAUCCAGUUUGGUGCCUAUGCCAGCUUCCUGUCGUUCUUCGGGCUGGCGCAGCUGCAGAACGUGUCGGCCGAAUUCACGGGCAUCGUCGACUACGCGGCCGCCAUGACCUUCGAGCUCGUCACCAACGCCACCGUGUCCGGCUCGGAGUAUCCCAGCCCCGACGAUGUCUCGGUUCGGUUCCUGUUCGCCAACGGCACGGCCGCCCAGAUCGAGCCCAGGGCCUAUCCCCUGUUCGGCCAGAGCGAGACGCUGCUUCCCUGGAACACGUUCGCAAGUGAGAUGGGCAAGUUUGCCAUCGGAACCACCGCCGAGUGGUGCCAGGCCUGCGGUAACACGACGGGACAGUGUGCCAGUUCCACCUCGACGGAUUCGGGAGGCGGCGACGCGGCUGCCUCUUCUACCUCUGGCAAGGGUAAUGGCAUCUCACUCCCCGUGGCGGGCGUCAUCGGCGCCCUGGUGACUCUGGUUGUGAUUCUGGGUGCUGAGGCCGCGAUCUACGCCAUCUCAGGCUUGAGGCUCGUCAAGAAGUCGACUCUGGCGCAAGCGGGUUCUGGGGCGGGAAUCACCACAGCAGGCGCAAAGGCUUAG
This is a messenger RNA of Anthostomella pinea, 1446 nucleotides long. The record is from the annotation of a GenBank genome assembly. Lineage: Eukaryota; Fungi; Ascomycota; Sordariomycetes; Xylariales; Xylariaceae.